GCAGCCUCCACAGUCCAGAAACACAUCCGUGGUAUCGGAUUUCCAACCCCCUUUCAAGGAUCCACUGAACGUUGCCGAGGGUACCCAGCUGAUCACAAACGUCGCCCCAGAGCAACCGCGCGGGCCGAGAAUUUUUGAAAAAGAAACGAAGCGGACCGGAUUUCCGGUGUUCUGACCGUUGUGGAUCGCAACCCCAAAUCCAUCAGUUUCAGUAUUUAGGCACGGCUGCUGGGUAUUUAAAGACGUACAAGCUGAUUGCCCUCGGAGUCAAAUUUCUGCCAUGUCGACCAUCUCGAACAAUUUUGACGCCAUUUCGGAUGCCGUAGACAGAGUAAACAUUCUCAAGGGGACAGCUAAUGUCUGGGACAGUCAAUCCGAGUUCGACGAAGGUCUCGACAAGACACGGUUCCGACAGUACGCCAACGCAUGCGACCGCGUUAAAGGAUUUUAUCAGGAACAGCAUGAGAAGCAGACCGUGCAUUUUAACCUCGAGGCGCGCGCAAACUUGAAGAACAAUGUACGUGCGAGAAUGGGCGUAUGGGAGGCUCUCGAGCUCCUCAACACUCUCAUAGACGAGUCGGAUCCCGACAUUGAUCUCUCCCAAAUCGACCACCUCCUGCAAACCGCCGAGUCCAUUCGUCGUGACGGCAAACCCGAGUGGAUGCAAGUCACAGGUCUUGUACAUGAUUUGGGGAAACUGCUUUUCCUUUUCGGUUCAGAGGGUCAGUGGGAUGUUGUUGGUGAUACAUUCGUCGUGGGAUGCCGUUUCUCUGACAAGAUCAUCUACCCUGAGACCUUCAAGGCGAACCCAGACUCCUCCCACCCUGUUUAUUCAACCCACUAUGGGAUGUACGAGCCGCACUGUGGGCUGGACAAUGUCAUGCUCUCGUGGGGACAUGACGAGUAUCUCUACAAUGUUCUCAAAGACCAGUCUUCUUUGCCAAAGGAAGGCCUUGCUAUGAUCAGAUACCACAGUUUCUACCCAUGGCACCGUGAGGGAGCGUACUCCCAUCUUACCAACGAAGAAGAUGAAAAGUGUCUCGCCGCUGUUCGAGCUUUCAACCCAUACGACUUGUACAGCAAAAGCGAUACUCCCGUGGGCGUAGAGGCGGUCAAGCCUUACUAUCAAGCCCUGAUUGCCAAAUAUUUCCCGCCUGUUAUCAAUUGGUAAAUGUAGCACUGUAGAUCGGGAGCCCAUUUCGGGUAGUAUGCCAUCGACAAGGAGAGGGAGAAUUUAUGCGAUAGUUUUUCUUGUUCAUAUUUAGUGUCACUUAUGGCUAGUAGUACGAAUCUUUUCUUCUGAAAACAGCGCGGCUUUCGCUGGAGAUAGUUUCAUUCGUUAGGGCGGAAACGAAGCCUUAUAAUGAGAGCAGCGUCUUCUGUAAUAAGCUCCAAAA
Molecule: messenger RNA, 1397 nt
Organism: Guyanagaster necrorhizus
Lineage: Eukaryota; Fungi; Basidiomycota; Agaricomycetes; Agaricales; Physalacriaceae
Product: DUF706-domain-containing protein
Exons: 9
Coding region: 281-1171 (296 amino acids)
Biological process (GO): inositol catabolic process
Cellular component (GO): cytoplasm
Molecular function (GO): iron ion binding; inositol oxygenase activity
Source: RefSeq, a predicted model, not a curated record